Molecule: messenger RNA, 783 nt
Organism: Puma concolor (puma)
Lineage: Eukaryota; Metazoa; Chordata; Mammalia; Carnivora; Felidae
Source: RefSeq, a predicted model, not a curated record
AUGUCUGACCCCAUCACACUGAACGUUGGGGGGAAGCUCUAUACGACUUCACUGGCAACCUUGACCAGCUUCCCCGACUCCAUGCUGGGUGCCAUGUUCAGUGGAAAGAUGCCCACCAAGAGGGACAGCCAGGGCAACUGCUUCAUUGACCGUGAUGGCAAAGUGUUCCGCUACAUCCUCAACUUCCUGCGGACCUCCCACUUGGACUUGCCUGAGGACUUCCAGGAGAUGGGCCUGCUCCGAAGGGAGGCCGACUUCUACCAGGUGCAGCCCCUGAUUGAGGCACUGCAGGAGAAGGAGGUGGAGCUCUCCAAGGCUGAGAAGAAUGCCAUGCUCAAUAUCACCCUGAACCAGCGUGUGCAGACAGUCCACUUCACCGUGCGGGAGGCACCUCAGAUCUAUAGCCUCUCUUCCUCCAGUAUGGAGGUCUUCAAUGCCAACAUCUUCAGUACCUCUUGCCUCUUCCUCAAGCUCCUUGGCUCCAAGCUCUUCUAUUGCUCCAACGGUAAUCUCUCCUCCAUCACGAGCCACUUGCAGGAUCCCAACCACCUGACUCUGGACUGGGUGGCCAAUGUGGAGGGCCUGCCAGAGGAGGAGUACACCAAGCAGAACCUCAAGAGGCUCUGGGUGGUGCCAGCCAACAAGCAAAUCAACAGCUUCCAGGUCUUCGUGGAGGAGGUGCUGAAAAUUGCUCUGAGUGAUGGCUUCUGCAUCGAUUCUUCUCACCCACACGCUGUGGAUUUUAUGAACAAUAAGAUUAUUCGAUUAAUACGGUACAGGUAA